This is a messenger RNA of Stomoxys calcitrans (stable fly), 664 nucleotides long. RefSeq lists its product as uncharacterized. Bases 113 to 598 code for a protein of 161 amino acids. NCBI's taxonomy places the organism in Eukaryota, Metazoa, Arthropoda, Insecta, Diptera, Muscidae. The record is from RefSeq and is a predicted model, not a curated record. The transcript has 2 exons.
UUAGUUGAAAGCUUUGUUAAUUGAAAAUCCCCAAAAUAUUAGUUGCAUUUCAAGUUUCCAAACCAACACACAUUUUGGCCUUUCAUCAGGUCAACUAGAAAUACACAAAAACAUGGUUCUAAUCGAUGAAAGUUCUCUUAAGGUUACCCUUUCUCAACAGCCCAUUUUAAAGCCCAUCGAUUUGAAGAGCAUUGGAUUCUUGCAAAAAAUUCCCACCUCCAUCGAAUGUCCAGCCUGUCAGACAGAGGGCAUGAGUAUUGUGCGCCUGGAGUCAGUUACAUGUUGGCAAAAAUUUCUCAAGGCUACGAAUUGGUGCAAGACAGCUGAAAGUCGCUACGACAUAAAUCACUAUUGCAGCGAUUGUGGCUGCUACUUAGGACGUUAUGUUGCCAUUGGCUGCGGUGAGAGAUGUCUGUCCCAACAGGCACGCAAAAAGGCGGCUGCUGAUGCCAUGACUUUGCGCAAGGAACCGAAAAAUUGGGCCAAGAAUGUUCAACAAUCGCGUGAAAAGGUUUUGGCCAAUAUGGCUAAAGAGAGAACUGAAAGAAAGCAGAAGAAAUUGGAAAAGGAAAUUGCAGCAAAAUCCGACGAAAAAUAGUAGAACAUUUCCACCCAUUUUCCAAUAAAAUGUUAAAGGCAUAAAUAAAUGAAGAUGAGUCCCGUA